Molecule: messenger RNA, 3525 nt
Organism: Acytostelium subglobosum LB1
Lineage: Eukaryota; Evosea; Eumycetozoa; Acytosteliales; Acytosteliaceae
Exons: 6
Coding region: 1-3525 (1174 amino acids)
Source: RefSeq, a predicted model, not a curated record
AUGAUGUUCCCCAAUCAAGACAACAAUGGCAGUGAUGCUGAUGUGAUUGGUAGUAGCAGUGGCAGUAUCAACACUGACCAACAACAUCAACUACUACUACAUCAUCCAACAACAACAACAACUACAUCUAACACAUUAUCAACAUCAACAUCAUCAACAACAAUAACAAACAACUUGGAUACACUCAAAUCAAAGAUCAUCGCCACCAACACACUGAUACAAAAGUACAAGUCAUUACAGAGUCAACACAAACAGUCAUUACAAGAGAAUAACAAGUUGAAGGCAUCACUACCACAUGCUGCUGGUACUACUGGUGCUGCUGUCAAUGGAUCGAACAACAACAACAACAAUGGAGUGACACAGCCACCAAUGUCGCAUGACAACCUGUUGAAGCAAUUACAGUUGGAGAGGAAGGAGUCAGAAUCGUUAAAGACACAGUUGGAGAAUGAGAUCAACAAUCAUAUACCCCUGCGCAGUAGAGCUGAGAAGGCUGAGGCGCAACAGGAGCUACUUAGACAGCAGUUGGAUCAGCGCGACUCAAAGAUCGUCUCGCUCGAGUCAUUCGUUCAUCAGAUACAGGCCAAGCUUGGAGACUAUCGCAUGUUGAUUGACAAGAAUGAGAAGUUGACCAAGAAGCUCGAGAAGACCAAGGAGAUAAAGAAGCGAUGUGCAGAGAUCAAGCGUGAGAAUGACAGGCUGCUCAAACAACUCAAUCACUUCAAGUUGCGUAGUGGUCAUGUCCAGGACGGCCCGUCAUUCUACGGCUCGCCAUCACGACUCAAGGCAGGCGCAUCAUCAUCGGGUGGCAAUGGCAAUGGCACUGCCACUACAAACUUGGGUCUGGAGGAGUUGGACAAUGAGCUGUUCGACAAUGAUGUCAACAACACGAGCACUGGAGAUGAGCAUGGUCGCGAAGGGUCAAAGACAGGUGUGGACGUCGAUGGCAACAACAACAAGGCAACAUCAGUGAGCGACUCUGGACCUGACUACCACUCGGAUGACUUCUCAAGAGACAACACAGCGCCACAACUAAGCGAUACUGAAUAUUAUGACUAUCAUGGCGGAGGUGGCUUUGACGAUUCAUUCAGCUCAGCAAAUGAAUCAGUGGAGAUGGAAGAGAUACACAUGACUGGACCAGUAUUGGAGGGUAGUGUGGUUGACACUGUUGACACACAACCUGCAUCAUCUGCUCCACCUCCGAGCUCUGAGAAACUCAUUGAUGCAGAGAUCAUUAUGUUGCCACCUGCAUCAACUUUGGUUGUGACCGACAAACCAUUGACUCAAUCAGUGUCGAUACUCGAUUCAUUGAAUGAGUCGGAUUGCAGUGACAGUGAAGAUGCAGUCGAUGGGUCAAUCAAUGACAAAGAUAAUGAUAAGAAGGAUGAGGAGGUCAAUGACAAGCAUGAGGACAAAGAGGAGCACAAGGAUGAUCAACAAGUGGAUGUUCAGAAGGAUGCUGAAGACAAGGAUGUUCAAGAGAUUACUGCCAAGCAAGACGACCAGAUUGAGAGCAUGAUCAUCCAAGACAAUGUUGCGAUUCAUAAACAAGAAGAUGUUGGUUCAUCACAAGACAAUGAUGAGAAGAUGGACAAAGGCGAUGAUCAUGGCACGACCCACGAUCAGAUGGAUGUUGUUGUACAGCACAAUGAUGAGAGCAGGAUGGAGAAGCUGGUUGAUACCGAGUCACCCACUGCUACCCCACAUCAAUAUUACAAUAUUAUGGAAUCGUCCAUUGCAUCACCCAUCUCUCCCGGUGCCAUAUUCACAGAUGAUGAGACCAAGCAACAAAAUGGAACACCUAAGAAGUCUACUUCAACGCCAGUCAUACCUAUCUUCAACAACAGCAUCAACAGCAUCAGUAGCGAUCAGCCCACAUCAGACGACAAUAAUCAAACAUCUGAUGACCUCUCAAACUCUCAGUCACAUGAAAAUCUUUCACUUGACGAUGAUAGUACCGAUCAGGCGAUGACCAUUGACUCGAAGCCAUCGUCCCCAGCCCCAUCUGCACCUCUGACAGACACUAUUAUGGAGAUUGAUGAUUCACCUCAACCUGUCCCCUCAGCACCAAUAUCCAAGACUCCAGUACCAGAGAAGAAGACGACCCCUUCUCAGCCAUCAACCUCACUUUCACAACCAACUCCAUCUACAACACCUGCACACACAACACCUUUACCUCAUAUCCCAACCCGAGUACCAUCAACGACGACCACAAACUACAACAUCUCAACCAACUCCCUCUACCUUGGGCUACCAAGACAACAACUUCACACCAGUCGACACAAAAGUCAACCAUGUACGCAGUUCAACAUAUUCAAUGUUCCACUCCAACUCAUCCCAAGCGAGCCCAAGGUCAUCCUGGAGCCAACACCCAAGCCCAUCAAACCAGUCACAUAUAACUCAAUCAAGAGUCUUCUCACCAAAGUUUCUCGUGGUACACUGAAGCGCUCAGACGAGGUACUGGGCAAUCUCUACACGUCCAUGAAUGGAUUGGAGACGCACGAGGCAAUCAAAUGGUGCAAGAAGUUGAUUGCUGUCUCAAUCAGUCUGUUCCAGAGUCAUUGUCCACUCUCCAGUCCGAUGAUACUUGACUACACCCAUCAAGACUCACUGAGAUUGGUUGCCAUGAUCAAAGACAUUCAAUCUCAUGGACUUACACAACACUUGCACCAGACGUUUGAUUUUAAGAAUGAGUUGUUCAAGUAUCUCAAUGGAGUGAUACUCUCUCAAUGCAGCACACUCAAGACCCAACUCAGUCCAUCGCCCAAAGAUAUCAACCAAUCUAUUUAUUUGUGUCAUGUAUUCUGCCUUCUCGCAAAGACAGAUGACGCCUCGCCUGUGCUGACAUUGAUGUACGACUUGUUCCAGGUCAGAUCCAAGCACACCAUUCAACUUUUUAAAACCAUUCACAACAGUGUACCUAUGUUACUCUCUACAACCGACAAUGACUUGAUCGCCACAAUAAGGUGUUGUCUUUAUCAAAUAUUCCAACAAUACGAUUCAAAAGAUAACUAUUCCAAGGAGUUCAAAUCACUACCAUUGACCCAGACAAACUUGAUGGACUAUGCCAAUGGCUUACUGAUCCAGUUUGACUCAGCACUGGCAUCAUCAAACCAAUACAGAAUAUUCAGCUACCUGAAGAGUAUCGAGUUGCUAUCACAAUUUCUCGGAUGGGUUUGGACAUUCAACAACUUCAUUGCCACUAGACUCUGGCAAUACCUUGGCGCACACUCCAGUACCAACCAGGUCGUAUGCAGUCUACUAAUGCAAUCGCUUGGCAUCUCUGGAGUCUACCAUCUAACCGAGAAGAAUGACCUGCAAGGCAUUGCCAACAUCAAGUCCACCAUCAAGCAGAUUCUUAAUGCUGAUACAUUCACCUUUGAGUUUAGAUUAGCCACAGCCACGACAUUGCUACAACUCAGUGUUGGACAACAUGACGAUAUCUUAGUGUUGCGUAACUGGUACAACUCAUUGUCGACACAGAACAAAGAACGUUGUCCAUUGAUAUUCGUUCAUUUUAUUCAAUAA